AUGUCAAAGGACGUCCAACUGCUGUCCAAGGACGUCCAACUGUUGUCCAAGGACGUCCAACUGUUGUCCAAAGACGUCCAACUGUUGUCCAAGGACGUCCAACUGUUGUCCAAAGACGUCCAACUGUUGUCCAAAGACGUCCAACUGUUGUCCAAAGACGUCCAACUGCUGUCCAAGGACGUCCAACUGUUGUCUAAGGACGUCUGUGAGGGUCACGGCUCUAGAGAGAGCAGGUCCAACGCAAUAGAUGGAUUCUGA
Colletotrichum destructivum is the source of this 258-nucleotide messenger RNA. RefSeq lists its product as uncharacterized. The transcript has a single exon. Lineage: Eukaryota; Fungi; Ascomycota; Sordariomycetes; Glomerellales; Glomerellaceae. The record is from RefSeq and is a predicted model, not a curated record. The coding region runs from base 1 to 258 and encodes 85 amino acids.